Bombina bombina (fire-bellied toad) is the source of this 9852-nucleotide messenger RNA. It is a transcript of the gene FKBP9, whose product is annotated as FKBP prolyl isomerase 9. Gene Ontology annotation, molecular function: calcium ion binding; peptidyl-prolyl cis-trans isomerase activity. The coding region runs from base 178 to 1935 and encodes 585 amino acids. NCBI's taxonomy places the organism in Eukaryota, Metazoa, Chordata, Amphibia, Anura, Bombinatoridae. The transcript is spliced from 10 exons. The record is from RefSeq and is a predicted model, not a curated record.
GAGGACCCUCGGUGCACUAUACACACAUCUGCAAAGUUACAAUACUUAGUAUUGCUGGUACCUCCCCUUUCUGUCUGUCUCCAGCCUCCCAUCACUGUGUGAUCAGUUUCCCCUCUUGCACUGCCACUUUCCCCCUAUAGCCCUAUCUGGCACUAGUCCUGGUGACUGCACAUCGGCAUGCGCCUUAUCAAGAAAUCUGGGCCCCGUAGACUAGUUCUUCCCGUCAUGACGUUCAGCCGGUGGCCAGUGCUUGCCCUGCAGGCCGCUUUCUUGGUCAGUUUCGUGACGUGCAAUGAUGCUCCACCGGUUCCCGGUGACCAGCUGCACAUAGACAAGAGCUGGGUGCCCGAGCUCUGUCCACGUAGCGUUAAAGAGGGGGACUAUGUGCGGUACCACUACCACGGAACCUUCCCGGACGGAACCAAGUUUGACUCCAGCUAUGACCGAGGGUCAACUUACAAUGUGUUUGUUGGAAAAGGACAGAUCAUUGCAGGAAUGGACAAAGCCCUUAUUGGAAUGUGUGUUAAUGAGAGACGACUGGUAAAAAUUCCACCAAGUCUUGCCUACGGGAGUGAAGGAGUAGAGGGUGUCAUUCCACCAGAUGCCAUACUACACUUUGAUGUUCUUUUGUUGGAUAUCUGGCAUCCAGAUGACACCGUCAAGGUGGAGACUUAUUACAAGCCUGAAAACUGCUCCCGUACAGUAGAAGUGUCAGAUUUCAUUCGCUACCAUUACAAUGGAACUUUGAUGGACGGAACUCUUUUUGACUCCAGUCACAAUCGCAUGCGAACUUACGACACAUACGUGGGAAUUGGCUGGCUCAUCCCUGGUAUGGACAGUGGUCUCUUAGGAAUGUGCGUGGGGGAAAAACGUAUUAUCACAGUGCCUCCAUUUCUUGCAUAUGGAGAAGAUGGAGAUGGCAAGGAUAUACCUUCCCAGGCUACUCUGGUCUUCGAUGUAGUUUUGCUGGAUUUGCACAAUCCGAAAGAUGGGAUCAGUGUGGAAGUUCAAUAUGUACCAGAGGACUGUGAGCGAAAAACACAAGUUGGGGACUUCAUCAGAUACCACUAUAAUGGGUCCUUGCUAGAUGGAACUUUCUUUGAUUCCAGUUACUCAAGGGGCCACACUUACGAUACCUAUAUAGGUAAGGGAUAUGUGAUCGCUGGAAUGGAUCAAGGUUUGUUAGGAGUGUGUGUUGGAGAAAAGAGAAGGGUGACCAUCCCACCUCAUCUUGGUUAUGGAGAAGAAGGGAGGGGGAAGAUCCCAGGCUCUGCUGUACUGGUGUUCGAUAUUCAUAUAAUUGAUUUCCACAAUCCUGAUGAUUCUGUGAGCAUCACAUCAACCAUAAAGCCCAGCAACUGCACUGUACUGAGUAAAAAAGGAGACUACCUAAAGUACCACUACAAUGCCACGCUGAUGGACGGCACUGUGCUGGAUUCAACGCAUCAAUAUGGCAAAACCUACAACAUUGUUCUGGGAUCUGGACAGGUAGUAAUGGGAAUGGACAUUGGCCUGCAAGACAUGUGCGUUGGUGAAAGACGUACAGUUAUUAUACCUCCACACAUGGGUUAUGGCGAAGCUGGAGUAGAGGGAGAAGUACCUGGCAGUGCCGUUCUAGUGUUUGACAUUGAGCUGUUGGAGCUAGUACCAGGCCUUCCUGAUGGCUACAUGUUUGUAUGGAACGGAGACGUUUCUCCAGAGCUUUUUGAGGAGAUUGACAAGGAUAAAAACAAAGAGGUGUUUUUAGAGGAGUUUUCUGAAUAUAUUUUAGCCCAGGUUGAUGCAGGAAAAGGAAAGCUAGCCCCUGGUUUUGAUUCAGCAAAGAUCAUAGAUAACAUGUUUCAAAAUCAGGAUCGAAACCAAGAUGGUAAAAUCACAGAACAAGAAUUCAAACUUAAAGACCAAGAGGACAAAGAAAGGCACGACGAGCUGUAAAUUUGCCUAUGAAUUGAUUAACUUGAGUGCAUCUGAUACGUGUGAGCAUUUAAGUGACUUGAUAUAUAAAUGAGAAGAAAAAGGUGUGCGAUCAGUAUUAGAUCUGUUGGUCUCUCCAGUACAGAACAGUCUGGCAUAGAAGAUGUUGCAGUAUAUUCAGAUGUCAGAUGAUCUAGUCAAACUGUUUCCACAUAAACACUUCUAAAAUUAUAUUGGACUUUAUUUAAACAUUUUUUUUUCACAGGUCAAAUUUGUAUUGUCAAAUCACCAAAAAAAUAUAUUGAACUUGCGGCCAGACUUGAAUUUUAUAUCAUUGUAUUCCAGAGCCAAAAAUAAUAUUUUGAUAGAACCAUUUAGUGGUUAAGCAUAAAUUAUUGACAAACUAUUUUCAACUCGAUAGAUCAGGGAAGCCACAUUUUCACUUCACACAAUAAGAAAAGUAUGUUGUACAUAAUGUCUUUAAAUAAAAACAUGAUUUUCCUUUAUGUUAAUCAAAUGAGAUGUACCAGCGGUGUAUUUGAGUACAAAUAUGAAUUAUAACUUUAAAUAGAUUUUAUGUUGAAAUCUAUAUGCUGGAAGGAACUUUGGGACUAGUUUUUGAUACAUAGGCAGGCUAGAAUUAGUUAAUUAUAAAAGUUAAAAAUAGGUUUGUAUACAUGGUGUAUUAUUUUUCAAAAUGAAAAUUCUUCAGCAGAACUCUUCUUACUGAUGGUUGCCCUUGACUGUAAGUCUCUGUUGUUUAUGAGUACUAAACCAGGUCACUAUUGUAGCUGUAAUUUUGACUACCUAAUAAUAGCAAGAAUAUUCUACAUAAAUAAAAAUGAAGAUUUUUAUUACCACCAGGUGUUCAGAAUAACAACUACAACAGUGAGCCCUUAACUGCUUUAUUCCGUUAGGACAAAAUGGAAUGUCCUACCAUAUAAGGCAUCCUGCAGCUUCCCCCUUUGACGUAGCCAAGGAUCGGCCUGGACGGGGGGCGUGCCUAGCAGCUUAGACAGUCCCCCAUGAUCCGAUCCCGGCCUUGAAAUCACGCAAUUUGCGUUAUUUCAUUUUUACUAAUAGUGUUUACAUCGGAACUAUGUUCCAAUGUGAACACUAUUAUUCCCGCCACAAAGGGGUUUUAAAAGGGAUAACAGCCUAAAUUACUGAAGAAAACAAUAUUCUAAAUAGUAAAACUGUGCAAUUGAUGUGAAGAAUGUUUUCUGUGUACAGUGAUAGUUUCACUUUUAUUUAAAUGUAAAGGGGCAUGAGACCAAUUUGUUUAUUUUUAUGAAUAAGAUAAAGAAUAUAAUUUUAAACAACUUUCCAAUGUACUUCAAUUAUCAAAUUUGCUUUAUUCUCUUGGUAUCCUUUGUUGGAGUGUCAAUGUAAUAGUGGGAGCUAGCUGAACACAGGUGAACCAAUGACGCAAUCAGCAGGUAGCUGCUAGUAGUACAUUGCUGUUCUUGAGCCUACCUAUUAUUUUAAACAAAGGAUACUAAAAGAACAAAGCACAUUAUAUAAUAGAAGUAAAUUGGAAAGUUCUUUAAAACUGAAUGCUCUGCCCGAAACAGGAAAGUAAUAAUUUUGGGUUUCAGGUCCCUUUUUAAAAUAAGUGUUAAGGCCAUGUCAUUCUAUACUUAUAGGUUAAUACUUUGCUUAUAUAGGCAACGGUACACAGUGUUCUCUUUGUAUAAACCCUUGAGCCUGAAACUUUAAAGGGAAAGUCAUUUUAAUAUGUGUAUAACAUGAAAACAAUGUAAAUGUAAAAAAGGAGCCACAAGAUCUGCAAAAGAAGUGUUUCAUAAACAUUUAAAUCUGCCCUUAAAGGGACAUUACGGUCAAAAUUUAAAUACACAUAUAUGAAUUACAUCUUUAAAUAGUGUUAAUACAUGUAUAUUGCAAGUAUGUUUCUAAGACAGUGAUAUUUUUUGUAACAUAUUUCUCUGCAUGUGAAACAUAGCUAGAUAUUUUGAGUGCACCAGAACUUUAAAUACUGCAGCUGCUCAGAGUGCCAGUGGGGCUUGUAUCACAUCAGAAAUUAACAAAUGUAGUCAUUGCCAGAUGGUACAAGCACCUUAGGUUCUCUGAGCAAGUGCUGUGUUUAAAAUGCUGGUGCACGGUGCAUACUUAAAUAGACUUUUGAAACAGCUAUAGCUUAUAUAAGAAGCAUUUUUGCAAAUACAUGUAUAUUACAAAAAUGCUUCUAUUUGGAUUUCAGUUUUGGCUGGAAUGUACCUUUAAAUAGACUUAAACAUAAUCAGCAAUGCAGUCAAGUGUGAACACUCCUUGAAUACAUUAACACUUUGUGUGCUGCAAAUUGCAAUUGCUUCUCAGUGACCAAACUUCAGUUGCCAUGUUUUGGAGAAGCCUAUCUGGACUGAGGUAGACCAGGGUAGCCUUUUUUUACUUGCAUUGUUUUGCAUUUGCAGUUUUUUUUUUCUCUUUUCACUUCUGCUGAGGUGAGUUUUGGACAGAUAUAUAGCAGGCUUAGGCUUGUAAAGCCCUUACAUUUUUAGAGUUAAAUUAAAGCUAAAGGAAGCAAAAUAAAUAAUAGAAGUGUAUAGAAUUUGUGUUUACUAUUCAUAAUUUAACAUUUCAUAUUAUGUAAGGUCAUGUAAAUUAUAGAAAGCUGCAGUCCUCUAUAAGAUAAUGGGGCAUUAAUGAACUAUUAAUAAAGAAAACUCAAAUCUAAGACAUUAUUGUAUUUGGCACGGUUUAGUAAGAGUUCUCCUUUCAACAUGACUGUAGCUGGCUAUACUAAUAUGUAUUAUGACUAAUUAACAUCCCUUUAAAACAAACACAAAAACAACUACAGUAAAAUGAAUCUAUCUACUUAUAUAAUAUAACUCAUUGACAGUCCACAUAAUUGUAUUCCAGACCUCUCUCAAAAAAAAUGAAUAUAUUAUAUUUAAAGCUCUAAAAUGCAUACUAUGAAUGUAAUGAUUCAUUUGUGAUAACAUUUUAAACGGUUAGCUACAUACUUUAAAUAUACUUAAAAUGUAUAAAUAAGUGGUUUCCCAAAACACUAAAUGUUGAAAUACUCAUGCAAAGUCUCUUCAAUUCCUGAGUUAAAAUACCUUAAUAGUCUCCAGUUUCACAUUAUUAUGUAUUGCUGGUUAUUUAUCAUUUUAAAAAAUGUUCACAUAAAGAGCCUGAUUUAUCAUCCACGGGCAGACAGGGUCGUAAAUAUUUGCCUCUGGCGGGCAUCAAUCUGCUGGCCACAUUUACCAUUUCACACAAAUGCUCCUGUGCGUUCGCAUGCAACCCCGCCCCCAGCCCGAGCACAGCCAAUCACGCUCGGGCAGGAGCUGUCCAUCUCCCCAAUCAGAGGAGACUAGGGAGACUGAAAUUCUCCACCUAAGAUGUGGAGAACAGGGCAGGGAAGCAGCUGUCUAAUAACCGUUGCUUGAUAAAUCCUGCUUGUGCGAACCUGCAGUCAAAGGGGAGAAAGGGGCUUGAUAAAUUGAGCCCAAAAUGCAAUAUGUAUUUUCCUUAUGUCUCACUUUUGAGUGCAUGCUGUCGUUGCUGUAACUUGUUAAUGUGCAUUUGUGUAAAUCAAACCAAUGUAAAAUGAGAGCUACCUGGAUUUGUGAAACAAUAGUAUCUGUGCAUUUAUCACUACAUUUUUUUAGGUUGUGUAUAUUAAAUGUAUUGAAGAACUAUUAAAGAGACUGAGAUUUUAGAGAUUUAUCAGUUUAAUUCUAUUAAUUUACUUUGAAUUAUUAAUAUCCUUUUGUUGAAAAGCAUAUUUAGGAAAGUUCAAGAGCAGCAAUGUUCUACUGGAAGCUAGCUCGUAAUUGGUGGUUACACACAUAUGCCUCGUCAUUGGUUAACCAGAUGUGUUCAGCUAGAUCCCAGUAGUGCCUUGCUGUUCUGGAGCUGAUAACUAUUAACCCUUUUGCAUCUGUUAAAUACAUAGUUGUAUGCAAGCAAAUGUACAAUAACAACAUAGAGCAUUUUCUUUUUGCACUUGUAUGCCCCUUUAAUUAGUAAAACAUUCACAAGUAUACCCCCUCCUCCUUAAACUACAACCUAGCUUAGUUAUAAGUAGUUCUAUAAAGUAGUAAUUCAUCUCCUACUCCUAAAACAUAAAGUAUUCUAUUUGUAGUUCUAAAAUGUGCAUAGUUAUCUCAAAAUAUUCUUUGUUAUAUCACAUAUUUAUUGUGGUUGUUAAAUAGACACACACGCUUUUGAAUAUGCUGAAAGAAUAGCAAUCUCCAGCAAGCACUUUCUACAGUCUAACUCUAUAGAAACUGUGCUGCUGUAAUUAUUCCAGAGUUGCUGGGAUUGGGUCCAUUUAAAGGGACAGUAAAAUGAAAUGUUAUUCUAUCUAAAUCAAGAAAAUAAAUGUUUUGACUUUACUGUCCUUUAAUGUAAUCAGUUUGUAGUAAUCUAAACCUCGGUCUUUAUUUUCAUUAUUAAAGGGACAGUCGUCUACACCUUAGUCAUAUUAAAGUCUUACCUUAGAUCAUUGGUUUUCAAACCUGUUCUCAGGCCUUCAUAACAGGCCACAAUUUGAGGAUAUCUGAACUUGAGCACAGGUGAAAUAAUCAGCUUUUUUAGUAUACAUGGUUAUUUUACCUGCUCUCAUCCGAGGUAAUCCAGCAAACCUGGACUGUUGGGGAGGCACGAGGACAAGUUUGAAAACCAGUGCCAUAGAUUAAGCUGCAAAUAGCCUCCUGCACUCCUUUCUAUAUCAUGCAGCAGGAACGGUAAAAAAGUUAUUUUACAAUGAAUAUUUUAAAAUGGCUGCCAAGUUCUGCACACUUAUGACAUCACAAUCUGGCCUGCAUAUGUUGUCCAAUCACAAAAGACUCACUAGUUGGAUUCAACAGACUGUCAAUGCUAAUAAGCAGAGUGCCUAGAUGCAGCCCAGUUUGUGAUAUCAUCAGUGGGCGGAGCUCGUCAGCCAUUUCAAAAUGGACUUGAAACAAAAUUCAUUUAAAAAAAAACUUUUUUACUGCUUCAUGAUAUAGAAAGGGGUGCAUGGGGGCUAUUUGCAGCUUAAUCUAAGGUAAGACUUUAAGAUUACUAAAGUGUAGACUGUCCCUUUAACACAUCAGCUGUAUUUUACGGUUUAGAUGCAGUGUUGUGUGCCUUCCCUUGCAACUGUCAGUGCCUUUACAUGAGUGAGGAAAUUCAUACUGUCCUGUAUAAAAAAAAAAUAGUAAUAAAAAAAAUACCUGCACAUUUUAAACUUGUUUGUCAAGGAGAACAGUAAAAAGUGGAUAUAGAUGCUGCUUGACGUGCUAAUACAUCCUACACUAAUCAAGUACACUGUACAACCAAAAUAAAAGUUAGUGCCAUAAAUUGUUAUAUAAAACCUUACUAAAGGGAAAGCUAUCAAGGAUUGCUUAGUUUGGAAAAUAUGGUUAGUGCAAUUUAGUUCAUAUGCUCUGUAUGAAAUAAGGACCUCAGUCUAGCAGUAAUGGGGUAUUUAACACUGAGAUUGUUACAUCAGUAACCAAUUUAUAACUUGUGUCUGUAGGAUAUUAGAAUACAUAACUUGCUUUUAAACCUAGGUUACAACAUGAAGGUGCCCAUUACUGAGACUAAAACUUUACACAUUUCUUCAGUAUUUAAACAACUAAUGUUUUCAAAAAUAUAUCUGUAUAUUAAUGUAAGGCUAAUCUGCUAUGAAUACAUCAUUGUGUCUAGCAUUUAUUUAGAGUUUAAUAUCUAAGUUCUGUCUUGCAAACAAUUACUAUAGUGAUCACUAUAGCAACAUGUCUCUUCACCUCUUUCAAAGCACCACCCAUUUUAACUCAUUUUGUAAAAGCCCCACCUCCUUACAGACCAACCCACAAUGCAUCACUCUUUUUACAAUACAUCCCACCCAAACACCUAUCCUUUUUACAGUACAGGCUGUCAUAAGCCACACACGUUAACAGAGCAGUCUAUAAAAUGCCAUCUAUUUAAAGGUACAUAAUACUGCUAUGCUAAAUCAAUUGAAAGUGAUGCAGCAUAACUGUAAAAAGCUACUAGAAUAUACCACCUAGCCAAGAUAUUUUACCUCAAUAUUUAUUUAGCUCAUAAUGGUAAGAGCUCUGUGAAUAGUUAUUCUUCAGCUAAUGUCAGCUGUAUGUUGAUUGAAAAAAAAAAAUAAAAAUAAAUAAAUAAAUAAAUAUAUAUAUAUAUGACACACUUUGCUUUAUGGUGCUCUCACAAGAUUUCCCUGAAAUCUUGUGAGAUGUCAUAGUAAACUUCCUUAAACCGAGGAGGGAAAUAACAUGACUGUGCCUGCACAUGCCAGAUGCACGCGCCAUUGCAAGUUCCAGAACUAGCAUCCUGAUUGGCUACUUAAAGUACUUUUACAAUGGGAUGUGGCUACUGCUGAAAUUUUGAAGUAAAAUGCCUUCCUUUUUACAUAGAGAUGUUCAGGUGAUUUUACCUAGUCAGCAUUUUACAGCUAUGCUGCAUAAUUUACUCUAUUCUAUUUAUUAUUAUUUUUUAAUUUAAACCACUUAACCUACCAUUUAUUAUUUAUCCAGGCCUUAUAAAGAUUAUAGACUAAUUUUGUAUCUCACAAAAUGAAGAUGAAUUGUUAAUUUACAUAGCUCUGAGUUUCAAAUUGGUAUAAAUGAAUGAAUAUAUAUAUAUAUAUAUAUAUAUAUAUAUAUAUAUAUAUAUAUAUAUAUAUAUAUAUAUAUACACACACAAAAACUUUAGACACUAAUAAGAUGUAAGUAUUUGAAUGGGAUAUGUUUUGAUUUGAAUGGGAGAACAGUGUUGGAAUGGUUUAGAUACAUUUUGUAUGUUGCUUAUAGCAACAAUGUUUUAUUAAGUUUGCCUUUUUUUAAGAACCUUUACAUUUAAAGUUGUUUUUUUUUUUAAGUGAGCAUAUAUUCUUGGCUGAUGGGAACAAAAUGGUGAACCUCUGUGUAAGGCAGUAAGGUACUCAGGAUGUGAUAUAGUAUGAUUUGGUGGCUAUAAAUGUUUGCGUAUGUUCCUCAACCCUUGGUACUUUUAGAUCAUAUACUAAUUAAGCAAUCAGUAAUAGAAAUCUCCAUUAACAUUUGAAGAAGUUUGUGUGCAGCUUCUACUGUUUCUUAAAGGGACACUGAACUGAAUUUUUCUUUCAUGAUUCGGAUAGAGCAUGCAAUUUUAAGCAACUUUCUAAUUUACUCCUAUUAUCAAUUUUUCUACGUUCUCUUGCUAUCUUUAUUUGAAAAAGAAUGCAUCUAAGCUUUUUUUUUUUAUUCAGAACUCUGGACAGCACUUUUUUUAUUGGUGGAUGAAUGUAUCCACCAAUCAGCAAGAACCCAGGUUGUUCACCAAAAUGGGCUGGCAUCUUAACUUACAUUGUUGCAUUUCAAAUAAAGAUACCAAGAGAAUGAAGACAAUUUGAUAAUAGGAGUGAAUUAGGAAGUUACUUAAAAUGUCAUGCUCUAUCUGAAUCACAAAAGAAAAAAUUUGAGUUCAGUGUCCCUUUAACUUUACAACUGGAAUGUGAUCUAGCCCUUUUUAAAUAACUGUUUUUCGUAAAAUAUUUUUUAAGUAGGUUAAUAUUGGGCAUGUGACUGUUCUGGUGAAAAGCCUUUCUGUGCCUUUUUAUAUAUCUUUUCGUUGUUGUUGAGAUUUUAUAAACGUAAAGAUGAUGAAUCUGGAAAGAUAAGAAGAGAUUUUUUUUUUUUACCUUAUACAUAGCAGAAGAAUAUUUUCCAAAAAAAAAAAAGACUGUGAAAAUAUAAUACAGACAUAAAAAGUAUGCUUAAGCUAAUAAUGUUUGCAUUUGUAGUGACCAGAGGAAAUCACUUUUAUAAACACACAAGUCCUGGAUUUCGUACAUGGCAAUGUCUAACAUUUCCUACAACUGUUUAAAUAUGUUUGUUCAGCUCUGUACAUUAACUGGUUUGGAACUUAACAUGUAUGUUUAAGAAAUUUUAUAAGUGCAAAGAUAUCCAUUUUGAUAAAUAAAAUAAAGACAAAAUUGUA